AAUGGUUCAAAGUUUACAUUUUAACUUGACACAACGAGAAAUUAGACAUAAAAUCAUUGUCGAAAGAACUCAGACAGAUAUUAGAGAGGCAGAAACACUUGUUCAUGAAAUGUUACCAAUUAAAAUAGCAAAUUCAUUAAGAGAUGGUCACGAAGUUCAACCGGAAGUUUUCGAGAGCGUCUCCAUUUAUUUUAGCGAUAUUUAUGGCUUUAACGACUACACUGUCGAGUAUUCUCCAUUGGAAGUUGUCGAUCUUUUAAAUAUGGUUUAUGGGUAA
Dimorphilus gyrociliatus is the source of this 277-nucleotide messenger RNA. NCBI's taxonomy places the organism in Eukaryota, Metazoa, Annelida, Polychaeta, Dinophilidae. The record is from the annotation of a GenBank genome assembly.